Rhodofomes roseus is the source of this 1509-nucleotide messenger RNA. RefSeq names its product peptidase S8/S53 domain-containing protein. NCBI's taxonomy places the organism in Eukaryota, Fungi, Basidiomycota, Agaricomycetes, Polyporales, Fomitopsidaceae. Bases 1 to 1509 code for a protein of 502 amino acids. Gene Ontology annotation, biological process: proteolysis. The record is from RefSeq and is a predicted model, not a curated record. The transcript has 4 exons. Gene Ontology annotation, molecular function: serine-type endopeptidase activity.
AUGUCUUUCCUGCUCAACACUCUCUUGGCGGUGUCGUUGGCCGCCUCUGGCUUCGCCAGUCCGCUCUCUACCAACCCGCACGAGAUCCCGCGCGGCAAUGCGUUCUCGUACGCGCCCCUCGUUGCCGAGCACCACCCGCACGGGUCCGUCAACAGCUCCUAUAUCGUGAUGUUCAAGGACGACAUCGCGCCUGUGCUCAUGGCGAACCACAUGAACUUCCUCCAGGGCGUCCAGGAGGAGCACCCGCUCUCGGGCGACCUCGACGCGGGCCUCCAACAUGUGUACGACGGACACGUCAAGGGCUACGCCGGCAAGUUUAGCGACGACACCGUUCACCGCAUCCGCCAGAUGCCCGAGGUGGACUACAUUGAGCGGGACCAGAUCGUGCGGACGCUCGAGGUUGAGAUCGACGGUACGAGCAUCGAGACGCAGAAGGGUGCCCCUUGGGGUCUUGCACGGAUAAGCCACCGUCCUAAGCUUACAUUCGGCACCUUCACGAAGUACGAGUACGAUCCUCACGGCGGUGAGGGCGUCGAUGUAUACGUCAUCGACACUGGUAUCAACGUCGAGCACGCCGAGUUCGAGGGUCGCGCAAGUUGGGGCAAGACUGUUCCGCAGAACGACGAGGACGUCGACGCGAACGGCCACGGCACGCACUGCGCAGGUACCAUUGCGUCGCGUAAGUACGGUGUCGCGAAGGCCGCCCACGUGGUUGCUGUGAAGGUCCUCGGCAGUAACGGCAGCGGCACGAUGAGCGAUGUCAUGGCUGGUGUCGUGUGGACCGUCGAGCAGGCCUUGGCAAAGGCCAAGGCUGCCGCUGAGGAGUUCAGGAAGACUGGCAAGACAGCCCACAAGGGCUCUGUUGCGAACAUGUCCCUUGGUGGUGGCAAGUCGAAGGCUCUCGACGAUGCCGUCAACCGCGCUGUUGACCGUGGUGUUCACUUCGCGGUAGCGGCUGGCAAUGACAACAAGGAUGCUUGCAACAACUCGCCCGCUGCUGCUGCGAAGGCUGUCACCGUCGGUGCUUCCACUCUGGCCGAUGAGCGCGCCUACUUCUCCAACCACGGCCCGUGCGUCGACAUUUUUGCACCUGGCCUGAACGUCCUCUCGACUUACAUUGGUAGCAAGACCGCCGUUGCGUCGCUCUCUGGUACUUCCAUGGCCUCGCCUCACACCGCUGGUAUACUCGCCUACCUCCUCUCGCUCUAUGGCUCGAAGACCUUCAACCCCGACGUUGAGCCCGAUUUCUCGGUUCUCUUCAAGCAACACUCGGCGCGCUCCUUCGGCUCGGCGUACGUGUUCGCGCACUCUGUGCUCCCGAGCUGGGUCGUUGCCUUCCUGCCGCCUCCGGAGCUCGUCCUCGACGUCGCACCCGUCCCGCCGUCGCCGCCCACCAUCACGCCCACGCAGUUGAAGAUUGCACUGUUCGCGCUCGCAACGGAGGACGCGCUCGACACCCUUCCCUCGGGCACGCCUAACCUCCUGAUCUUCAACAACGCUACUGCGUGA